Molecule: messenger RNA, 459 nt
Organism: Bipolaris sorokiniana ND90Pr
Lineage: Eukaryota; Fungi; Ascomycota; Dothideomycetes; Pleosporales; Pleosporaceae
Exons: 1
Coding region: 1-459 (152 amino acids)
Source: RefSeq, a predicted model, not a curated record
AUGUAUGAGAAAGCACGAGAGUCUAAUAGUGAUAAAUAUAGACCUCACGUCAAGACCCUUUGUGGAACUCUGCAGCACUUGCAGUCUUGUUAUCGGGCUGUAAUAUAUGUAAUAGUUGGCUUGGACGAGUGUUCUGCAGAUCAACAUAAACUACUGCUAGACGUGUUUCUGCCGCUUCUGCAGCGCGAUAUACCUUUACUGAAAUUCCUCCUGACCAGCCGCUAUAAGAAUGACAUAGCUGCUAGGCUUGGUCACUAUCCACAAAUAGUUGUUGACGUUUCGAAAAACUCGGCCGACAUACGAAGCUUUGUCCAGUCUCAACUAUCACAAGCUCUUAAAGCUAAAAGACUAUUGCGAAGUCAAGUAUCAAAUGAGCCUUUCUUGGAGAUCAGGGAUCGGCUGAGCCAAGAUGCUUGCGGCAUGUUAGUCUCGUUAAAAUACAACUGCAGCACAAAUUAA